Molecule: messenger RNA, 1080 nt
Organism: Microthlaspi erraticum
Lineage: Eukaryota; Viridiplantae; Streptophyta; Magnoliopsida; Brassicales; Brassicaceae
Source: the annotation of a GenBank genome assembly
AUGGAUUCCGAGUUACCUAAGAGAUUGUAUGAGGAAGGAGCCGAACCACUAGGUGAUAAGAUAAACAAGUGUGCAAGGAUGUCGAUAUUGACGGAGCUGGCAAAGAAUAUCGAGUCAGAGUACAAUGAAGUUAAGAGAUUGCCAUUGUUUGCUCAUAUUAUAGCCAUCCAUAAAAACCGGCUUCAUUUCUCUGCAAAAAUGAUGCACACUCUACUGACAAGGCAGCUUAUCACAACCAAAAAACAUGAGCUCUGGUUUGUGUUUGCAAGGAGACCACUGAGAUUUUCUUUGCAAGAAUUUCAUGCUGUGACUGGUCUGAAGUGCAUAGAUGAUGGCAACUGCGACCUCAAUACGUGGGUCGACGAUGGUGGUUUCUGGAGUAGGCUGCUGAAGAACCGUGGACUGAUAAGCCUGGAGACGAUAAGGAAGAAACAUGUCUUUGAGGCCAACAAGUGGACUCGUGUGGACAGACUGCGAUUGGUUUUUGUUUGUCUUACUGCACUAUUGAUGGCAGUGGAUGAGAAGACUUGGUUAUGUCAUAAUUACAUCAAAUCAUCAUGGACUUUGACAAGAUGUUCUAAUUGGACAGGGGCUGCAAGAGCCGGUUUUGAGGACAUAAUAAAAUUGGAGAAAGCGCUUGUAAAUCAGGGUGUUGUAUACUCUUACAUCUCGUCAACAAGGAAUAUGAAUGUGAUCGACUCCCAGGAAUUUGAAAGGAAACCGGUGAAAACAACGCCUGCUCCGGUGGUUCCUUCUGCAGGGACAAAUUCCGAGGUUGUCCACAACGACGGUGUUGAGAGCGGUGAGGUCUUCAAAACGCCAUGCGGUGAACAAACUACUUCGUCUGGAUCGAGGACUAGAAAGAGGAAGGUGAUUGACAAAGGCGCUGAGGCACGCAAGAAGCGACUGCUGUUUGAGCGAUCGAUUGCUAAUGCUGAACAAGGGAGUCAGAGUUUUAUGCGAGGUCUCCUUGAAGACUACGAGAAGAGACUGACGAAGCAGAGUGACGAAAAGUAUGAGAAGUUUGUGUGUCUAAUGUAUUGUCGGAUGAUGCUUGUUGUAAUAACUUUGUGUGUCUAA